Messenger RNA from Amaranthus tricolor (Joseph's coat), 586 nucleotides. Its product is annotated as protein MEN-8-like. The record is from RefSeq and is a predicted model, not a curated record. Lineage: Eukaryota; Viridiplantae; Streptophyta; Magnoliopsida; Caryophyllales; Amaranthaceae. The transcript has 2 exons. Bases 51 to 353 code for a protein of 100 amino acids.
UCACAAACAAAUAUAUAUCAAAUAAAAAUCAAAAGAAGAAAAAAUCAAAAAUGGCAAGAAUCAACAUGAAAUCAACCUCAUUUGCUAAGGUUUUUUGGGUUGUUCUAGUAAUUGCACUAGGAAUGCAAAUCAAGGGCUCCAUGGCUCAAGCUCAAAGCACUUGUGCUAACCAGCUCGGUAGCCUAAACGUGUGUGCACCCUUUGUUCUCCCCGGCACACAAAACUCGGCUCCAAGUGCCGAGUGCUGUGGGGCCCUUCAAGCUGUUGAACAUGGCUGCCUUUGCAAUACCUUUAGGGUGGCUAGCGAACUUCCUUCUGCUUGCAAACUCCCUGCCCUUAGCUGUGGUGUUUGAGAUGAAGAAGAACUGAACAAGAAAUAAAAUUUCAAGCUGUGUUAUAUUUCAUGUUUCUAUUUUCAUGUCCUUUUUGAAAUGGGCUUUACUAUGAAAAUUGGGUAUGUUUCCAAAGAAUUGUGUGGGAGAGAAAGUGAGUAACAAAAAAGCACAACAUAAUAAAUGUGCCUUACUUAAAUAAAAAUAUGUAAUCCCACUUUUCGGAUAAUUAAUACAUAAAUAUUCUUGUCUUA